AUGAUCGCUGUGGUGCGAGGUUUGAGGGACUCUGGUCUUACAGUUACUCUUCUUGAUGGCGCCAAACAGUACACUUUAAUGCCGAAUGACGGACUACCUCAAUCCCUGAACGCCAGUUUGAAGCAUGACGUGACGUCACAGCAGACGUAUGUCCAAGAUAGUGAGCAGCCAGCGAGGAGUGACUCAGCUGCUCAAGCCACAGAUGGUAGAUACGCGAGCACGUACAAGAUGGCUCACUGCAGAAUAAGCCCGACAUCACCUCCGGUACAACUCACAGAGUUUCCUCCACAACGAGCCGAAAUCAGAAGAGGUCAGACUAAUUUCGAAGUUGGUGGUAACGGCAGCGGUGAAAGUUAUAUACCCUGUAAAUCAAACGGGACUUUCCGAGGUGGCAUGUGCUGGCCGGAUAGAGGCUCGGUAUUUUCUCCGAGGCCGUCCCGGGAGCCAGUAGACGCCUUUGCAAACUCUCUGAGGAAAUAUCCCAGCAUCUCGGCGGAGAGGUCUACGGAGAUUGUGGAGAGACUGAUCAAUUAUACGCAAGCUAAGCAUUCGGCUAGAAGCUAUCACAGCCGGAACUCAUCACCAUCACGUGAAGUAGAACACAACGCAUCAAGCCAAUACGCAUCUGGUUUCAGCAUAAAUCAAGGUAGCAACUUAGAAGAAUCACCGACAAGAGACGUAAGGCUUCAAAAUCGCUAUAAAGAAUCAGAUUAUGCUGAUAAAAGAGCAAUGAAUCCUAAUGCUAAAUAUGCUAUGGAUGACACUAAAGGAAUUACGAAUAAUGCACAAACUACGACUUCUCGUGUCCAUAAACAACCUGUUUACUACCAAGCAGGAGAAGGAUAUGAUCCGACAUUUUAUCCACAAAAGCCUUCUUCUAUUUUAACAGCUGCAAAUUCGGUAAAUAUGGAAGUACAAGCUGCCGUUGAAAUGGUUUCUCGUGAAGUAGCUGUUGUACCGAAGACUCAAACAACAAAACGAACUGUAGCUGUUCCCCUUUCCCCGGCAACAUCAAAUAUCGACCACAAACAGAAAGCCACAACGUUUAUAACUAAUUAUGUUACCACAAAUCUAUAUAGAGAUGAAAAAGAAAACAACCGUCUUUGUUUUGAAAAUGAAGAAAUAGAAUCAGAGCGUUGUUCGAGAUCUUUUAAAGCUAUACAGACGUCAUUUAGUUCAUUAGAUUUGGUAUCAAAAAAGAAGUGUAGUGCUUGCUACAGAAAAAUAAAAUCUCAGGAGAAUAUUCGAGCAAAAAGAGACAUUUCCAAUGACCUGAUAGAAUGGUUAAUGGACGUCUACAGCUAUGAAGUUUCGUCCAAAUUUUGGAACGAAAGAAUGAAAAAAUUAGCUCGAAAAUUAGCUAAGCCUGAAGGAGAGGCUAAAAUAAGAGACAAAAUUCAAAGAUACUUGGAUCAAGAAUCAAGAGCCGACUAUGACGAUGAGCGGAGAAAGUUCAGAGAACAAUUACCCGAUAAUAUCAUCAACCAAUUGAAAAAAUGUCUGAGAGGUGGAAAAAAAAAUAACAGCUCUCCUAUACGGAUUUAUAGAAUUGAAAUCCCAACUUCAGAUGAAAGUAACGGUAAUAGAAACAACUUAAAACCCGUCAUAGACAACUGGUUAAAUCGUGUACCAAUUAGAAGUCGAGACUUUUUGAAUAGAUCGAUUAAGCGAGAAGACAUUGUAAAUUACUUGAUAGAAAAAUUAGAACCAUAUUUAUCCAAUUUUCAAGACUUAGAGAAAGAUGAUAAUAAAGCAAAUUUGGUGAAUAUUGCUAAGAACUUGUUAAUGGAAAUUCCAAUACGAGGAAAUGAUAAAUAUUUGGAUAAAUUAGCUUAUUCUCUGGUAGAUAGCCUCUUUGCAACUGAUAAUUUGACCUGCAACCACACCAAAUUUAAGGUUAGCAAAUCUAAUGUGGAAGUUAAACCGAUAACAUUACAAAGUUUAAUGUUAAAACAAUUAACUUAUAUUUUAGAAAAGAUAAGUGUAUAUGUAGAUUCAAAACGUUUAAAUUUAUUAGAAGAAGAACUUGUCGAUAUUUUAAUGGAUAUCACGGAAUUUAAAUCUGAUACCAUUGCUUACAUUCAGAAAAAUAUACAUUACAUUUUAUUUCAUCUUGGUGGGUUAAAUGAAUACCAAGCCAAGUACUUCAGUAAUAAAUAUAUUAUUCAGCUAGAAAAUGACAUUCACAGCAACAAGUAUAAAAAUGGCACUGAAAAAGACAACAAAAGAUCACAAUCAUCAUAUUCGGAAACCUACUCUGUAUUUCAUAAUCAAUACACGCCCGUGGCAAACGUAGAAAAACAAACUUCUAUUGUGGGACAAAUUAAUGAGGACAUAUAUAAUGAUGAUUGUGAUCGUAAGAGUAUAAUAAUGGAGCAAGUUGGAGCAUGGUUAGAAGAAACUUCUUCAGGAGCACUAUUAUUUCCUAAUAAGGAUUUGCAAUAUCAAGUUGUAAAAAAUUUGACGGAAGACAUUAUUGACAGAUUCAAAUAUUUGGAAAUAAAUCCAGUUAGUUCUUAUGAUAAUGAAGUGCAAUACCUUAAAUAUCAAAUAUUUAAAUGGAUCAGUAAAGUAGCCAUGGAAGAUAAUUUAGAGAUCAUAGACCGUGCACCCGACCUUAUGAAGAGAUUAGAGGCUAUUAAUGUUCUAAGACUAGGAAAUUCAGAUGAAAUUAAUAUUGAUUUGAUAUUAUCACUACACAAAAAUGAUUUUUCAAGAUCGCCUGUUGUAUGUAAAAUUGAUUGCUUGCUUAGAGCAACUGUAAACUGGCUUGACGAAGUGCUAAAAAUACCGAAAGAUGUUAGAAUUAAAUUGGCUGAAAAACUCAUAUAUACGAUACAAAUAGGUAUUUUACAAAAUGACUUGGAUUGUAUACUAAAUGAUGAAAUACCUAAAUGGCUAAAAACUAUUUGUAAAGAAGGACAAGAAGAUCAUAAUGUUGAAAAAUUAAAAGAAACUCUUAGAAGUAUUAUAAUACAUCAAAAUAAAGAAUUUAGAGAUUUCAAACGAGAACGAAGAAAACUACUUAUUUAUGAGGACGUGAUUGAAGAUUGGUUGGAUAACUGCCUAUUAGAUAUUAAUUUAUUAAGUGCUCGAGAACGGAAAGAAUUAACUUAUAAAUUGGCAGUGAAAUUGUCAAACGCACAAUAUUUAACUAAAGGAAAAUCGGAACAAGAUUUGAUAAAUUACAUGAAACAAUUCGUAUCAGAAUGGACAACUAAAGUUCUAAGUCAGAUUAACCAAGAAGCAAAUAUAAGCGAUCAGAGCAUAGUAGAGUUAGUGCAUUCUAUUCUAGACUGCAAUUUAAUCGAUGAAAACGGGCUAGGCCAUACUAUAGAUAGUAAUUUAGCUAGCCACUUAAGCAGAAUUAAGACCGAUGAUGAAACAUUUCAAAUAACAGGAAAUAUUUUAGAUACUACUGAAAAAUAUACUGGCGAAAAAAAACCCGAUGAUUUCCAAAUAUACUUACAGGAACUCAAUUUAUACAAAUGUAACUCUUCGGAUCCACAAAACAUAAUUGAUAAAAAUUAUAAAAAUACAUCAAAUGUUACUGUUUAUGGCUUCACUUUACCUAGUAACUCAAAGGAAAAAGUUGAUCAUUUGCAAGAUGAUAGCAUAGAACCAAUAACGGAGGCGGAUGUUGCGAACAAUCACGAGUUAUAUUUUAAACACAUAGUAAAAGAAAUAGAUGAAUGGCUGAAUGAUUUACAAAUUCUUCAGGUUCAUGAUAAGGGAUUUCGUGAAAUUGUUGUGAAUGAUCUAGCGGGAGAUAUAAUUGAUAGACAUAAAUAUCUCGAAUUAAAUCCUUCAUGCAAAGGGACAGAAAAUAAUGAAAUAGACCAAUUGCGGUAUCAAAUAUUUAAGUGGAUAAAUAAACUUGUAGGUGAGGACCAUCAAGAAACUUUGGACCAUGCACCCGACCUAAUGGAUAGAAUUCGUAGUGUACCAGUACCUUUGUUCACAAGACCUGACUAUAAAAAUAAAUUACAUGCCAAAGAAUUUAUAAAUUCAAAUGGUCAGCUUAGCGAUGAAUAUAAAGGAAAGUCGAGUUCAAGCAAUGUAAGACUAAGCAAUCCCUUGGAAAUCACAACUGAACCAACUGUUAGUGGGAACAAACAAAAUAUUAAUUCAAUUAGUAGUUAUGGUCUGGAAAGAUCAUGUAGUGUUUCGAAAAAAUCACAUAAAUUGGCACCAGACAAAAGUUGUAAUGAAACACAUGGUUUAAAAAUAUCGGACACAUCCGUCAAAUUUACUCAAUGUAAUACUUUAAUCGAAGAACUCGGAAGUCUUCCAGAAGGUAUGUCUUUACCAGAAUUAUACAAAUAUUACGAUAAAAUAUUCAAAGACAGAAUUGACGAUCUUCCAUUUGAAACUCAUACUAAAGAUCAAGAAAAUUUGGCUCAUUUAGCUAGGGUAGGAAUAUACAAUGGCAUAUGGAAGACGUUCUAUACUUUAUCGGAAGAGCCUGAGAUAGCCAAUGACUACUGUCUUUUUGAACUACUAUUUGAAGAAAGAAUAGAUAAAAUGUUAGAUUGUUUGCCACAAACAGUUGAAAUGCAGCGUGUCAGAACAGGGUGGAAGAGUAGGCUAUUAAAUGACUUGUUACUUUUGUUGAAGUAUAUACAUUCAAUCACUGAUAAACCAAAUAUUCGGGACAUUAUUUUGAAUAAAGUCGAUCGGAAAAUGAUGAGAAGCAUGCUAGUUUCAAAUUCUGACAAAGCACAACAUUGUUUUGUUGCGAAAACUGUAGAUGAUUAUAUUAUUUCUACACGAUAUAAAGAUGAUGAUCCUAUACGAGCAAAUGUGUAUAGGCAGCAGUUAAUGAAACGACUUGAAGAGUUAGCUGAAAAUGUGAAAUUACAGAACAAAGUUGAAUUUUAUGAGAUUAAUCCGGCCCAAUUGUGUCAGAUAGCUUUUAAAAUAUUGGGUGAUGUACCGAUACCUAAUAAAGAUGAAUUAAAAGAAAAAGCAGAAGAAAUAUUACUGGGAGAGGAAAUAGAACAAUGGUAUAAAGAGUUGCCAGUAAAACCAGUUGUCAAUGAAUAUAAUGAAUAUUUACGGAAAAGACUACGGGAAAUACUUGCAAAGCGACUUCAUCACAUAGAGAAAAAAAUUGACGCAUUGGGAGACCCAUCAUUAGAAUUAGAAAGAGAUCUGAAACACGAAAUAUCAAAAUAUUUAGAAAAGGAUGCCGACUUAAAAGAAGUUAAUGAUUUGAAAGUAAAUUUCAUGGUCGAGGAACUCUCAAAAAGAAUUAAGAAUAGACGUGAACACAAUACACUGCGAUAUGAUGUAUUUGAGAAAGAAAACGUAGCUAGCUCAACCUUUGUACAAACAAAUCCAGGGGAGAUAAUGGCUCCUCUUGUUGACGUACAUCCAAAUUUUAAUCACAGGAGUGGCAAAAAUGAUUUCCUAGAUCCAAAUAAGAAUUUUACGGGACGGCCGCGAUCGUACAGUCUUCCUAGCAACGACAUCUCAGGAGCACGUCCCAAUAGUCAAAAUCUUAGUUAUCCAACCCCUUACUACCUUGAUAGGAGAACAGAACCUACUCUUUCUCCUGCUUUCCAACCCGAAAACACUGCUACAAGGGAAUAUUUUCCAAAGUACAAGUUUGGUUCUGCUUUAGAAUUUUCCAGAACCUUAGGAUCAAACGAACAAAGCAUUAUGCAGAAUAAUCCUCUUUCAAACGCUCCACAACAAAUAAAGAGAGAUCAAGCGAAUUUCUUAAGUCCUGGAUACUUCACUCAGGGGCCCAGCACAAGGUUUAUGACAAAUUCAUCCACGGGUGUUACACAACCAACAGAAAGGAUACGCGCAGGUGCAACUACUUCAUCAGAGCCGCAAGUUCAAGGGCAUGUGGACGGUAAUAUGCAAAAUGAAGAGGAAAAAGUGAAAUAUAAAUGUCAUUGCAUGAACCAAUUACCUAAAUGUAGCAGGGCGCACAAAUUAUGUGACGAUUCUAUGGACUACCUACCCUGCUACCCCCCAAUGCCAUUUCCUAGAUGUUUUUAUUGA
Molecule: messenger RNA, 6015 nt
Organism: Chilo suppressalis (striped riceborer)
Lineage: Eukaryota; Metazoa; Arthropoda; Insecta; Lepidoptera; Crambidae
Source: the annotation of a GenBank genome assembly